GUUCGCACAUAUACCACAGUCAAUCAUCACCAUGGCCAAAUCAAAGGACAAGCAAACAAAAGCAGCCAAGGUCGCGAAGCCAUCAGCCGCAGCGCCUAAAGUAGCGUUCGACCCUGCACUGAGUUCGUUGUUUGCAAGCAGUCUGGGCCCAGUGCAAGCGCCGCCAAAGCAGCGAUAUGAUCAAAAGCUAGAGAAGCGCCCGAAGGCGCCUGUCGAGGAGUCAAGCGAGGAGGAGGAUGAGGAGGAGGAGGAUGAUGCUGAGGACGAUGCAUCCAGCGACGAAGAGUCAGAGAGCAAUGAAGAGUCUUCAGAAGAUUCUGACAACGAGGCAGAGCUGGCUAAGCUGCGCGAAGCCACUCUAGCCGGAGAGCACGACAAGCAAAGCAAAAAGCGCAAGCGCGGUGGUCAGGAAGAGAUUGAGGAAAAGUUUAUGCGCAAACUGGCGCGUGAGGAGGAGAAGGAGGAGGAGGAGAGGCAAAAGAAGCGCAAGACAAAAGAGGUGGCAGCUGCGGACAGCGAUGAGGACAUGGAGGAGGCGUCCGAAGCGUCCGAAGCGUCCGAAGCUGCGGAUGCUACAGAGGAAGACGCCGAGAAGAUAGAGAUCCCACAGCACGAGUCUCUGGCUAAGACAGACGGCAAGUCCGAGGAAGAGCUCGAGAAAGCUGCUCGUACAGUCUUCCUCAGUAACGUCUCGGUUGAUUGCAUCAACUCGAAGUCAGCAGAGAAGGCGCUGAAGAAGCACCUCGAAUCCUUCAUUGCAGACUUGGCCGAUAACAAGCCUCCCCACAAGAUCGAGUCGAUCCGCUUCCGCUCCACAGCCUUCUCCAGCUCGCUACCCAAGCGUGCAGCUUUUGCGAAGAAGGAGAUUAUGGAUGCAACCACCAAGUCCACAAACGCCUACGCCGUGUACACGACUCAGACCGCUGCCCGCGAAGCUGUCAAGCGCCUGAACGGCUCUGUUCUUCUCAACCGCCACCUGCACGUCGACUGGCUUGCCCAUCCCAACAAGGUCGACAACCGCCGCUGCGUCUUUGUCGGCAACCUUCCCUUUGUGGACGACGAGAGCAAGGGCGUCGAACCAGAGGAUGGCAAGAAGAAGAAGAUCCCCGCAGACAUCGAAGAGGGUCUCUGGCAACAGUUUGGCAAGUGCGGUAAGAUCGAGAACGUGCGUGUCAUCCGUGAUGCGCAAACGCGUAUUGGCAAGGGGUUCGCGUACGUGCAAUUUACGGACGAGAACGGUGUCGAGGCUGCUCUUCAGCUCAACGAGAAGAAGUUCCCGCCCAUGCUCCCCCGCGUUCUCCGCGUCACGCGAUGCAGGGCAGAGAAGAAGAAGGACAAGCCUCGAGGCCCUGCGCCAUCGUCGGAGCGAGCGGGAAAGAAGGGUGCGUACCAGAAGAAAUUCUCCGCGGAGGAGAAGUCUCAGCAGGGGCGUGCGAAGGCCAUGUUGGGCAAGGGAGGUGCUGCGAGGGCGAGGGAGGGCUUCAUCUUCGAGGGUCACCGUGCGACCGAGGGGCAGGGCAAGAGCGGGCUCAAGUUCAAGGGUGCAAACAAGAACAAGAAGGGAGCGAACGGGAGAAAGAGCAGGAGUGCGGCGUGGAAGACGAGCGCGAAGAAAUAAGCCGAGUAGCAGUAGCCGUAGCAGUAGAGAGACAGCGUGGUUGAUGCUUUUCUUCGACGUCUUCACAAAGACAAAUUCAAUGUAUACUCGCAAGCACGAUCUCUCAUACAUGCAGCGACACGCUGCCAGCACUCA
Messenger RNA from Boeremia exigua, 1753 nucleotides. Its product is annotated as nucleolar protein 12. The coding region runs from base 32 to 1618 and encodes 528 amino acids. The transcript has 2 exons. Gene Ontology annotation, molecular function: RNA binding. Lineage: Eukaryota; Fungi; Ascomycota; Dothideomycetes; Pleosporales; Didymellaceae. The record is from RefSeq and is a predicted model, not a curated record.